AUGGCGCGUCACCAGCCGGGUAGCGGCCUCAUCCUCGACUACAAGCGGUGCACCCGUUCCGCAUACAUACGCACAACCACUCACAUACAUCCGCCUCCCCAUAUCCUCACCACCGCCACCAUUGGCAUCCCGACGCCCUCGACACCGCCUGGCUGCGAACUGCUCGACUCGCCGCACUCCUCCCGCCAGCGUGGCUCCCGCACCGCACCCUACCGCUGCACCGCACUUGCCCCACUACGCCCCGAGUGGCCAGCACUCUCCCCGACAUUUACUCUCGCUCUCCCCAUGCAUCUCCCCCAGAGAUAG
Bipolaris zeicola 26-R-13 is the source of this 306-nucleotide messenger RNA. RefSeq lists its product as uncharacterized. The record is from RefSeq and is a predicted model, not a curated record. The coding region runs from base 1 to 306 and encodes 101 amino acids. Lineage: Eukaryota; Fungi; Ascomycota; Dothideomycetes; Pleosporales; Pleosporaceae. The transcript has a single exon.